CUGAUAACCUGAUAAGUUAAAGUCAUUUGAUAACUGAUACCACUUGCCAGUUGCCAGCACUCCAUAGUCCACACGACGUCCUCUCGACAGGCGUGAGGCGUUUAGUAACCACUACAACUUACCAUUACAAACUCUACAUGUAUAUAUUAUUUCAAAUUUGUUUGUACAGACGCUAAAAUGUUAUUCGUUUGUAAUAUUAUGGUGUUAUACAAUCAAAUAUCAAAUAUGUGAAUAUAGCUAGUGGACUUUUAAAUUUUUGUAUACUAGUUAUAGAAAAGGUAUUUCAAUUUGUCAAAUUACAGAAAUGGCUUCGGUUCUUAAAAAACAAAUUUUAAAACAACUAUCGAGGUUCACCAAAGGUCUGAAAGAAGAAGACAUCAAUUUAAGCACGUUUAAAGGAGAAGGUGAAUUGACGUCUUUGGAACUUGAUGAAAAUGCUUUAAUGGAUGUAUUAGAUGUACCGUAUUGGGUACGAAUAACCAGUGCCAAAUGUGACAGAGUUUUCUUUCAGGUUCCAUUCAUGGCCAUCAAGAAAGUUCCUAUGUCCUUGACUUUAGAUAAAGUUUCAGUUGAAAUCGAGACUUGUGAUAAUGUGGAAUCAGUGGCAAUGAGAGAAAAUGUACAGACUGUACAACCAGGAAAAUAUAAAUUUAUAAAUCAAGUUAUUGAUGGCAUGACUAUACAAAUUAAUGAAGUUAAUAUUACUUUUAAAGAUCCUGCUUUCCAUGCUUCUGUUCAGAUUUUGAAAAUAUUAGUUCAAUCUAAGUCCCCUAACUGGGAGUCUACAAAUCUUAAGACAACAAGACUAAAAAAUGAACAGAAAACACAAAUAUUGAUAUUUAAAGAAUUGACCUGGCAAAUGAUACGAAUUGAAUUAUAUUCUACUAAUGAUCGAAAUAAACCACCUAUUAAAUUAUUCACUAAUGAUAUAAUUUGUCGGUUAACUAUUAAGAAGAGGCUUUCAGAUUGUUUCAUUUUGGGAUGCAAGUUAGCCAUUUUAAUUGAAGAGUUAUUGUGUGUUUUUACUGAUUCUCAAAUGAAAGCGGCACUCCAUUAUAUUGAUUCAUUAGCUGGUGUUGUAAAAAAAUCAACAGAUCUUUCUCGCAAGAAAAAAGCAAUUAGAAAACUAGAAUGUUUACCAGAAUAUCAAGCUCAAUUAGAUCAGGAAAAAAGAGGAAAAUUUGUUUCUAGUUCAAAAAGUUCAUGUUUAUUUAGUUUUCAUGAUGUAAUUGAAACAUCAUAUCAUUUUGUUGCACAGAAAAUUAAUCUUCAUCUUAGUGAUGAUCCUGGAAGUCGUUCAUUACAUCCAGAUUUACAAAAAGGUGGUUCAAUACAAAUUGAAGUAACUUGUUUUCAAGUUGAUCUAUAUCCUUAUCAUUUGGCUGAUAGUGAUCGAUUACAUUGGGGUCUUUACAAAAAAGCAAGUUCAUCAUUUUUUCAGUGGCUAAAAGAUUCUCAGUCUGAAUUUUGGGAAAAUCUGUGUACAUUAACGAGAGAGAAUUUCCAAAUUCCUGAUAUUCAAAAAGGAAAUGUUACUAAAUAUUUAAAAGCUCAAUAUUCAAAGCUGAUGACCAGUUGCACAGUUCUAAGAAUGUCUGACUUUGUUGUAUAUAGGGUCCAGUCAGGGAAAAAACAAGAUCAGAUUGCUUUUAUUAAAGGCGAUAAAGAACGACAUAAAUUACCUCAUGAUUCUAAAGUAAUUCAUGCAGAAUUUACUCAUUAUUAUUAUCCUGGAGAUGUAGCAUUCCCUCUGCCGCCAUCAAAAUUUUAUGCACAAUUAAAUCCAGUACAAAUGAACUUUGACACAUUAACUGUAUUAUGGUUAAAUACAUUUGCAUUGAAUGUUUAUAAAUCAUUAAUGACUACUAAUGUAGCAAACCAAGAUAAUUUAGGAAAUAUGAUUUAUUUUGAUAUACUCGUUGAAGCAAUUAUGCCUCGUUUUAUAUUUGAAGAAGAAAAACUUUGUAAUAAUCAAAAGGAUCGUCCCAAAUCAUUAAAUUUACAAACCAGUCGAGCAACUUUGAGUAAUGUCCGUAGUAAUGAACAUGGCAUGUCAAGAUCUGAUUUGGCUAAUUGUGUUAAUGGUUUGCAAUUUGCAUCUCUUUUCUAUUCUUCUGAAUAUCCAGCAAAAGAUGGAGAUUAUCAUCCUGUGACAGAAAAAUUAUUAAACCAUGCUCAAGAUAAUGAUGAUGUGCGAGCAUACCCAAAUAAUAUAACAGUUUUUUCAUUAGAAGAGUUCAUAAAAGAAUUAAGCCAAGAACUUUUGUGGAUCGAAGCUAAAGAUAUUUGGUGUGUGCGAUUAGAUCCUGUUUGGGGUGAUUUUUAUGGUGCCAGAGCAGUUGGAUCUACACCAGUACCUUUUCUUGAAGCUUUUCCCCUAACCUUAUGGGUGCAGCCACCUACUCUUACUAAAAAAUCUGAAGUUUUUAACAGGAGCUUAAAAUAUGGUGAUAUGACAGUAUUAUGUCAUGUUCCAAAUUUAAUCAGCAUACAAAUCAAUCAUUUUCAAUAUCUUUUUCUUUUACGUGUGGCUGAUGCAGUUGAUGAACUUGCUACAUAUAUUGUUGCUGAUCAACAUAGCAUAGUGGGAAGUAAAAAGAGUGGAUCAUUUGUAUUUGCUGCACUAUUUGCUCAAGUUGAAAUAACAUUUGUCACUAGCGCUCAGUUAGAUACAUUGGGCAAAUCUGGAGGUGUUGAUGAUGUAAGCUCAAGUGUUGUGGCAGAUUCAUCAAGUAUAGCAACACAAAGUGGUCAUAGUGCGCAAUUGAGCAAUAAUAUACACACCGCUACUUAUGAGGAUGUUGGAUACGUAUAUGAUAUGAGCCAAGCUUUCAGAAUACCAAUGGCUAUAUCUGGAGCCAGUUCUAAACGAAAGGAAUUUAUGUCCCAAAAGUCAGCUUCUGUUGUGUAUGAUAAUGUCAAAGAAAUGUCUCAAAUAAAAAUGGCAGAAUCAAUUACGUCAGAUAUUAAUUUACCAUCUUUCAAAGGCAUGAAGAAACGUUGGUUUAAUUUUGGAGCAUCUGUUGAUAUUGUAGGAAAACAAAAUAUAGACGAUUAUAGUGAUAAUGUUUCAGUUAGAUCUGAUAUGAGUUCCGAUAGUGAAAGUUUAAUGGACUUGAGCAUAGACACAAAUGAUGGUGCUGAUGUAAUGUUUAAGUUUCCUUCAGCCCAAAGACCAAAAGGUGGAUUUAUUAAAAAUAUUGAAAUGGCUUCUGAAGCAUUUGAUGAUAUUUUUGGAGGAGGAGAAUUAACCCCACCAACCACUUCUAGUGAAAGAGAUUCAAUUGGAAGUUCUAUUAAACGAAAAGAUUUGAUCGCUAUAACCACUUUGAAAUUUGGACGAGUUGAAAUUCUACAUCAAUCAGAAGGUCUCAAUUCAGUUGUUAAAUUACAAGUCACAAAUGUUAGUACAGAAGAGUGUCCAUAUAUUCCAUGGGAUGAAUUUCAGCAUAAGAAGGAUAAAUUUACAACCAGAACACGGGAUUGGAACGAAGUUGAAGGUGUUGCAGGUUUACCACAGAUACCUAGGGUAAUGGUUCGAUUAGAACACAAUAUUAUGCCCCAACGUGAUGAAAAACUGAUUAAUUUGGAUGAAUGGAAAAAUGAUAAUGUCACUGCGAGGAUUAACAAUGUUUCUUUGUCGUUGAAUGCAAACUCGUUAACCAGUUUAGCAGACUUUUUUGUUGACGAACAUCCAUCAAAAUCACUACCAUUUGAGGCAACUAUUGAAAACACAACGAUUAAACUAUGUAGUCCAACCCAGAAUGAUGCAUUACAAGAUGAAACAAGCAUAAAACCAACAGAUACAGAAAUUCGUCUUAGUAGGUUAAAAGUCAAACGCACUAAUGAUGGUUUAGUUUGUGUGGAACCAAUAAAAGAAAAUUGUGAUAGUCCUGAUAGCAGUAAUCAGCUAAUGGAAGUAAUGGAAGAAUUUAAAAAAGUUACUAUUGAAAAUGAAUACCUUCAUAGAAAACUCGGUACUCUUGAACGAUUAAAAGAAGAGAAUUUAGAAUUGCGUCGGUUUCAAGAUGAAAACAAAAGUCUAAAAAUAUUGCUAAGCGAGGCACAAGAUAACAUUAGUAAGUUGUUGGGAGAAAAACAAAAUCUGUUGGAUCAGGUACACGUUUUAAAAGAAACUAAGACUAAUAUGAUAGUGACUUCUUCGAAAAGAUAGCGUACGUGUUGGUGCUUUACUUGCACAAACGAUAGAUCACCAGUAUGACUGUUAUAAAACAAGGUUUUGUAUUUAUAUUGUUGUUUGUGUUAUUGUUAUUUGAUAUAUUUUUUUUAUAUAGUAGUAUAAGCUUGAAAACAUGGGUGCAGUAUCUGAUUAAAUAUCAUAUUCUCCAUGAUCUCAAAAACCAAAUGAUUAAAAGGUUAAAAGUAAUUCAAGUAACAACAUCAACAUACAUUUCUAUUCAUUGAUAAGUAAUUGUACUUAUUAUUUGAUGCUUACAAUUUGCAAAUAUGAUAUUGUUAUGGUACCAAAAAUUAAAGAUUUUUUAUACCUACAUUGGUUGCGAAAUAUUUUCUUUUAAUUUUCUCUUAUGCAUAUCGUAUUUUUAUUUAAAUAUGUUAUAAUUAAGAGAAAGGUAUAAACUCAGAACAUUUGUGUUUUAUGAAUUAAUUUUGUGUCUCCAUCCUGCGUGUUAUAAGUUAAUAUGACUGGUAUGCAUGCUUGUUUUAUUAAACUAUUAAUACUGGUUUGAACUGAGACUACUAUACCUUUAAUUAUUUGUAGAAAUAAUGAUGCUGCUAUUAUGUUUAAAAUAUUAUAG
Messenger RNA from Acyrthosiphon pisum (pea aphid), 4778 nucleotides. Its product is annotated as UHRF1-binding protein 1-like. Bases 305 to 4174 code for a protein of 1289 amino acids. The transcript has 20 exons. The record is from RefSeq and is a predicted model, not a curated record. Lineage: Eukaryota; Metazoa; Arthropoda; Insecta; Hemiptera; Aphididae.